Messenger RNA from Aspergillus ibericus CBS 121593, 963 nucleotides. Its product is annotated as NAD(P)-binding protein. The transcript has 3 exons. Bases 1 to 963 code for a protein of 320 amino acids. Lineage: Eukaryota; Fungi; Ascomycota; Eurotiomycetes; Eurotiales; Aspergillaceae. The record is from RefSeq and is a predicted model, not a curated record. Gene Ontology annotation, molecular function: oxidoreductase activity, acting on the CH-OH group of donors, NAD or NADP as acceptor.
AUGUCGAUUUCUCUCGUUACCGGCGGAUCCGGCUACAUCGGUCUUCACCUCGUCAACUUGCUUCUCGAAAAGGGUGAGAAGGUUCACACGACCGUGCGGAGUCUCAAGAAGAUCGCCAAAUGCCAACCGCUGCUGGAUCUGCAAUUCAAAUACCCGGGGAUGUUGUCGAUCUUUGAAGCAGACCUUAUGAAAGAUAGCUCUUUUAAUCAAGCGAUGCAGGGCUGCACGGUUGGCACUACUAAUGUUCUGGAAUCUGUCAAUCGCUGUGAAAGUGUUCAACGGGUGGUUUUGACCUCAUCGAUUGCGGCCAUGUACGGCGAUUGCAUGGAGAUCGUCUCCCAGCAUAACAGCAUCCUAACCGAGGACUGCUGGAACGAAACCACCAGCCCCACGAACAACCCAUACCACUAUUCCAAGGUCAUCGCCGAACGCGCAGCCUGGAAGUUGCAACAGGCCCAAGCCCGCUGGGACCUCGUGGUGAUCAACCCCGCCCUGGUGCUCGGUCCAUCCCUAACAUCUGAAUCCUCCUCGGGGAGUCUGUACAUGGUCGAAAACAUCUUUCGGGGUGACAACAAGUUGGGAUGUCCGGAAUUGUAUUAUCCGAUUGUGGACGUGCAGGAUGUGGUCGAGGCGCAUAUUCGGGCUGGGACGAACCCCACUGCCAAGGGAAGAUAUAUUGUUGCGGGUGAUCAGGCGCUUGGAUUAUUGGAGAUGGCCGAUUUGGUGAGGCCAAUCCAUCGACAUCCGAAGGUGUUGCCUCGAUGGAAUCUGCCCAGGUUGCUGGUGUAUGCGGUAGGGCUGUUUAUUGGGGUCUCGAGCAAGUGGUUUGCGGGGAAUGUUGGGGUUCGGUAUCAGGUUGAUAACUCGAAAAGUGUGAGGGAAUUGGGCAUAUCGUAUCGUUCGGCAGGCGAUGUGAUCCGGGGUCACUAUGAAGGUUGGUUGAAAAGUCAGGACCACCGGUAG